Messenger RNA from Paramuricea clavata, 3490 nucleotides. The record is from the annotation of a GenBank genome assembly. NCBI's taxonomy places the organism in Eukaryota, Metazoa, Cnidaria, Anthozoa, Malacalcyonacea, Plexauridae.
GUUUUAUCGACUCAUUCUUGCCUGAAGACUACAGAGAUGGAAAUACUAUCGAGGUAAUUAAAAGUGGUCCUAAUUAGGUCUGUCUCAAAAGUCGCGCAUCUCGUGUUCCGAACGCAUUAAAAACAAUAGCUAUAGUCAGCUGAAAUGCCUCAUUAUCUAUAUUGUUUCUAAUGCGUUCGGCACACGAGAAGCGUGACGUUUGAAACAGGACUUAGCCGAUUUAUGAACACCAAGCACACUUUCUUGAUCUAUAAUAUUAUUUAAUUUAUUACAUUAUUUGAUAUAAUAUAGAAACUGUUAUAAAUUAUAAACAAUUCACUGGCAGAAACAAACCAAAACUGAGGAAGCCAUCCUGUUUUAAACGGGGCAAUGAUUUGUUGUCGCUAUAAAGUAUAAAAUAAAUUAGUGAAACAUGUUAUGUCACGAGCUAGGCAUAGUGUUUAUCUCGACAGCCACUGGUCAAUAUGAUGACAUCAAAACUAUACCUUUGUAGCUGUUAGCAAAUUUGGAAUUGGGUAACAACAUUAUUAAACAUCUAUUUGUCGCUAUUCAGUUAUAUACCCAUUUAUAUCUGGUCUGCAAAAGGGUGGACACACUCGCGCCGCGAGGACCUCUGGGCCACGCCAAUGCCUGGAAUAGUUUUAUGUAUGAGUACAUUUACUCAGCUCAAAAAUUGUUCCAAGAUGGCGGACAGCUCAUUAUCUUUCAUCGAAAUAUUUCAAGAAAUAUAAGAGGGUUUUAAUGUGAUUUAAAAGUUCUUUCAAAUAAAACAAACUAGAACGUUUUGUCAUAUCUGUUUAAUUACACCCACUUAACAUGAAUGAAUUUCCUACAACAAAUAUUUUUUGACAAUUUUGUUGUUGUUUGCGUUUACUGUCCAAUUUGUGGCAAGUUGUCCAUGCAGACCGAAAGCAGCCAAAGUUGCUGUGUACACGAGAAAAAAGUUGUCGAAGAAAAUUUGUUCGUGUAGAAAUUUGUAAUGACAGAAAGAUGGUUCGUAACCAAAUACUUAAAAUAUAAAAAUAUAUUUGUGUAACAGUCAGACCCAGCCGACUUGAUUGAAACUGCAAAACGGGCUUUGGAAAAAGGAGAAUUAGAGAUCGCUAAAAAUUACUUGAUCAGCGCCAUUCGCACAGUUAUGUUGGACAACUCAUACAAAAGAAGUCCAGAGCCGUAUCGUUACUUAGCUGAAGUCCUAGAGAGAAAAGCAGAAGACAAGAAUUUAGAGUUGCCGCAGAGACAACAAUUUCUGCUUCAAGCUGCAGCAUUGUAUAACUUUGUGCGCAACUUUUUAAAAACAGAGGACGUGGAAUACGAACUGUCGAAAACGCUGUCGAAAAUCGUCUCGCGUAAGCUACUUGAUAUCCAAGACAGCAUGGUUGAAAUGGUUGGAGGAAAUCCUCUUCACUGUAAAUUUGAUUCAGAGCUUAGAGAAAAUGAGCUGAAAAAUUUAAGGAAUGAGGUAAAAAAAUCCUUGGAGUUUAUGGAGUGCCGUAGAUCGUCUAAGAACCAAGAAUCAUUGAACAAAUGUGAUGUGCGACAGAUGCUGAAAGAUGAAACCGAGGAGAUAGAAAGACUAUCUGAUACAAUUUCGGUUGGAAUGAAGCUGUUCUUGGCAACGAUAAUUAACGAAUGUUUAGAGUUACUUGGAACACCACCUUGUGAUCAUGAAGUCAUUGUCCUUGGAUCUUUAGCAAGAAAUGAAAUGACGCCAUACUCCGAUUUCGAAUGGGCUAUUCUCACAAACUCAGAAGAGGAAGAAUGUAAAGUUUUCUUUCGAAAUUUAACAAACUUGGUUCAUUUGCAGGUAGGCCAAGUUUUUUGUAGUUGUAUAAUAUUCAGUAUUCUUACGUAAUCUUAGAGAGAAAAAAGUGGAAACGAAUCCAGGUGAGGAAGUAUACCAAAGAAGGAAAUAUAAUUGAGCAAUCGUUACCUUAUACUUUAGAUUAUCAACCUUGGAGAAACCAUUUUACCUAGUAUGAAUGUCGAAGCAAUUAAUGAGGGAUGGUUUUAUGAUGACAUAACAACAAGAGGAGUUUCGUUUGAUGGGUUUCUUCCACAAGCGUGCAAGACGCCUUUAGGAAAUACGCCGGAAUUUGAGCUGAUUCAUACACCAGAGAAAACGGCAGAUUCCCAUAACAACGAUUGUUAUCGCAAGAAUUGGAAACUAGGAGACACCUUGUUGACCUUUUCCCCUCUGCAACCGGAUAAGCAUAUAUUGGUUGAUGCUUAUCGGAGGGAGAUGGCUAAAAUCUUGUCUUGUCCUUGUGUUUCAAAAUGUUGUAAACAUGAUACUUCGUGUGGUGCUUGGCCUACCCGGGGAUCCUGCCGAGGGCUGAGUACUCUUUGCGAAAAUGUGUCUCGUUUUGGGGAUGUGUUGACCGGCAGUAACGUCUUGGACGAUGGAAAAAUACAUGAUGUCAAAAAGAAAAUUUAUCGUUUAACAGACCGUGUAUUUGCUGCACUGGCGAAAUGUUAUGAAGUUGAUGCAAGCGGAACUUUUGCCAUACUUGACGAACUUUACAGGAGGGAAAUAAUUUCAUCGGAAGCAAGAGAUAACUUUGCUAGUGCUGCGGCCAUUGCACUUAAGCUAAGAAUAAGUACUUACCUUAAAGCUGGAAAACAAGGGGAACAGCUCAUGGCAAGUUCAAAGGAAGAAACAGGGAAGUUGACUUCCGUUUACUAUAUGCCAAAUAAUGAAGAACUGUUUCACUUUUUCUUUAUUGCCAUUCGUUUGUAUGAAGAGUUACAAAAGUUGAAGGCAGCCGGAAACAUACCGCUGUCGCUUACACACAGUUCAUUCUAUGACGAUUCUGACGUCACGAUGGGUCAAGACCAGGGUCAUAUAUAUUGUCGCUUGUUAAACUACGACAAAGCUCUUAAAUCCUACGACCGUACUCUUCAACAGGAUCCAGAAAAUCUGAGUAUUGAAAUCCGUCGAAUAAGUAUUGCACUUUGUAUUACAAAGGGCACAGAAGAAAUGGAUAAGAUUCGAGAAAAUUUGGAUACCUUGUUGUGUAAGAUAGACCAAAGUUGGUCCGAGCCGCAUCAGGAAACCACACUAUUUGUCAAUCGCUUGGACUUCGAGGAAAUUCGGCAAUUGCUAGAAGUAUUGCCUUUGGCUUCCUCAUUUUUUGAUUGUCCAAAAUAUUUUGAAUUGGCAGGAAACAUUUUGUUCCAAAAUAGCACUGUAUUCGUUGGAAGCGAAUACAGUUGUAGAAGAGAAUUGGUUGAAUUGGCCAUGAUGGUAAUCGCGUUUCAAAGAUAUUUACCUGAGAGUACUGAUCAGCAGCACCUAAUUGACACCGUAACUUCUGAAAUAUCACCUUUAAUUGACGAAGAAGGUGCGAGCACUAAAAGUAUUCUAUGGUUAAAUUGGCUUGGUAAGUUUCUAUUUGAAAUGCGUAAACUUGACAAGGCUUAUCAUUGUUUUCAAAGAGCAUUGAGUAUGGAGCGUCUCCUUUACCAAACCAAACCAAACCAAACAUAA